UUUGUAUCCCGACACAUGAGGAGGAGGUGAAUCUUUCCUUACAUUGCGAAAACCCUAAUCUCAUCCUCAAAAGGGGGUUUAAUCCCAUUUCUUACUUACUCAAAACGACGAUGAUGAAUAAUAACUCAACCGAAGAUUCCGAGUGGGAAGUGAGACCUGGUGGUAUGCUCGUCCAACGUAGAGACGACGCUUCCUCCUCCUCCUCAUCCGACCCACAACCUCUCUUUGAUCCCAACUCUGCUUCCACCGUUUCCCCUCACACCAUCAGAAUCACCGCUUCCCAUGGCUCAUCACACCACGAUCUUCACGUCUCUGCUCACGCCACUUUCGGUGAUGUGAAGAAAGCCCUUGUUCAGAAAACUGGAUUAGAGUCUAGUGAUCUGAAGAUCUUGUUUAGGGGAGUUGAGAAAGAUGAUGGUGAGCAACUGCAAGCUUCUGGUGUUAAGGAUGGGUCUAAGGUUGUUCUUGUGGAGGAACCUAAGAAGAGAGUUGAACAAGUUGAACAGCCUCCAGUGAUGACUGAAGAGAUGGUAAAGGCUGUUGCUGCAGUUAAAGCUGUCUCCGGAGAGAUCGAUAAGCUCUCUGAUAAGGUUGUUGCUUUAGAAGUUUCUGUCAAUGGAGGGAUGAAAGUUGCGGUGGAGGAGUUUGACAUGACUGCUGAGCUUCUUAUGAGGCAGUUGCUAAAACUGGAUGGUAUUGAGGCAGAAGGUGAAGCUAGAGUACACCGAAAGGCAGAGGUACGUAGGGUGCAAAAGUUGCAGGAAGCAGUGGAUACGUUGAAAGGAAGAUGUUCAAACCCGUUUGUGGAUCAGAGCAAAGCAGCAGCUGUAAGCACUGAGUGGGAAACAUUCGGAAACGGUGUUGGAAGCUUGAACCCUCCUCCUCCAGCUUCUCCUUCUGCUAAUGUAACUCAAGAUUGGGAGAAAUUUGACUGACCAUUUUAUUAUUGUUAGGUAUCCAAAAAAUAAAGAAAAAUUAUCUUGUUCCUUUUAUUACUGUUGUUUAAUGAGAAAAUGAUCAGAAAAAUUAUUGGUUUAAUCCUCAGAAUGUUUAUAUGAAUUUCUGCGUGUCUGAAUCUGAAUACAUGUUUUAUACGCCUGCGAGGUUUGUAUGAAGUUCAG
Eruca vesicaria subsp. sativa (arugula) is the source of this 1121-nucleotide messenger RNA. NCBI's taxonomy places the organism in Eukaryota, Viridiplantae, Streptophyta, Magnoliopsida, Brassicales, Brassicaceae. The record is from the annotation of a GenBank genome assembly.